GGACACCGACGCGUUCAGACGCAGCAUGUCGUGCUCCGUAGGAGCGGUUGAAGCGGCCGAGUCGGACCGCGGUAACAGGAACGCUGCAAUGGAAAAUGACGAGUACCGUUUGAUUCUGCCUAAUCUGCCCAGUGGACGCUCUGUUUUAAACACUGUUUUCAUGCAUGGUGAUGUUCGAGCAAGGCCAUUUCGAGUGGAAGACUUCAGAGACACGUUGGACCACCUACGUCUGCUCCCUGAAGUAGUCGCCUUGGGUGCCUACCAGAUGAACCACGUUUGGGCAGUAACCUUCAGAAGCGACGAAGGGACCAAAAGACUUCUUGCAAGCAGCGACGUUAAAGUGAAAGGUCGACGUUGUGUCGUCAUCGACCCGACAAGUAAGGAUCUCCGUAUCAAAGUGCACUGGCUCCUGUACAACACAGCAGAUGAAGACGUGAGGGCGGCGUUCCUGCCCUACGGCCGAGUCACAGACAUUACUCGUGAGCGAUGGCGCGUGAACGGAGUUACGGAUAAAGGCUCAACAACGAGAACCGUUACUCUGAAGCUUAAAAGUGGCAUUAACAUCGAGGAUAUUCCCCAUCAAUUGCGAGUUGCUGGUGAACAAGCCCUUGUGGUUGUCCCGGGAAGAGCUCCACUGUGCCUGCGAUGUGGAAAUACUGGCCAUAUUCGUCGAGAUUGUCGUGUACCGCGGUGCGGACAGUGCCGACGCUACGGUCACGAGGACGCGGUCUGCGCUCGAACGUACGCAAGUGUUACGGCACCUGCGAGGACAUCGGCGAGUGAGGACACUGCGGAGCUCAUCAUGGACGAGGCCGAUGCCGAGGAGGCCGCUGGCAGCACGCCGAGGCCUGCAAGCACAGAAGACACGGAGGGACGCGCGGCUAGCGUCUCCCUUACUUCCCAAGCAGGAAAAGAGCUUAUGGUAAUGGACAUUGCGGAAACCUCGGCGCUGGUGGCAGCGACGCCGACAGCAGAAGCAAGUAAGGGAAUGGAGGACGUGACCGGAGAGAAUUUGCAAGUGGAUGAGUUGGCGAUGGAAGCUUCCAGCGGCACAACAGGCAAACGGGCGCGGGAAGACAUGGGAGACAACGGCGUUGCAGGAGACGCUGGCGUCGAAGAGCCACCAACGAAAGCACUACCACCGCGUCGAUCGGCGUUGCGCCCGCGGCCUAAUAUCCCGCCGGACAGGCGUCCGGCGGCGUCGUCGUCUCCGUAG
Molecule: messenger RNA, 1216 nt
Organism: Rhipicephalus sanguineus (brown dog tick)
Lineage: Eukaryota; Metazoa; Arthropoda; Arachnida; Ixodida; Ixodidae
Exons: 1
Coding region: 26-1216 (396 amino acids)
Molecular function (GO): nucleic acid binding; zinc ion binding
Source: RefSeq, a predicted model, not a curated record